This is a messenger RNA of Odocoileus virginianus texanus, 10069 nucleotides long. The record is from RefSeq and is a predicted model, not a curated record. Lineage: Eukaryota; Metazoa; Chordata; Mammalia; Artiodactyla; Cervidae.
CUCUUCCCCUAAGCCUGAGGGGGAGGUAUGGGGGCGCCCAUGCCAUCUGACAUCUGCAGGCCCUGACGGAUACACUCCAGAUCUGCUUUGCUGAGGCAUGGAGGCGAAAGAUGUCUCAGAGGCUGAAGACAGAGCUGAGGAUCCAGGUUCUAAAAAUAAAGGCCAGCCUGAUGCUGCACAACCUGAUUUCCCACCAGGAGGGCAGACCCCUGGCCCCACUGCCCUCUGGGAGAUGCUAGAAAGGAAAUUUCUGGAAUACCAGCAGUUGGCUCCCAGGAGCCCGGCUGAGCAACAGAAGAGCCUGUUGAAUCUCCUCCCACUGUUCCUAAAGGCCUGGGAACACUCCGUGGGGAUCAUCUGCUUUCCCAGUCUUCAAAGGCUGGCUGAAGAUGUUUCCAACCAGUUUGCCCAAGAAAUACAGAAGGCACUUGUGGGAAAGCCUGCAGAGCAAGCACGGGUAGCAGCUGGGAAGCUGCUGCGAUGGAAGGGAGAUGUGGACGUGGAUCAGGAUGGUUACCUACUCCUGAAGUCGGUGUACGUGCUCACGGGGACAGAUUCCGAGACGCUGGGCAGAGUUGCUGAAUCUGGGCUCCCAGCCCUGCUCCUCCAGUGCCUUUACCUGUUCUUUGUUUUUCCUCUGGAAAACGAUGAGCUUUUGGAGAGUGAUGUUCAAGUUCAGAGGAUGUUUGUGCAGAUGUUGCUCAACAUUUGCGGUGAGGCUCAGGGUCUGGAGGGACUUCUCUCAGGAAAUGAGCUCCAGUCUCUCAUGAUUGCCACGACAUGUCUUCGGGAGCACAGCUGCUACUUUUGGAAGGAGCCCACCUUCUGUGUGCUGAAGACCAUCUCCAAGGCCCAGAACGUCGGCGUCAUCCAAUACCUACAGGCCAUGGAUUGCAUCAAGAUUUCCCUCCAAAACCUCUCCAGGCUCGUUGACACCCUCCCCGCUCCUGAGGUGAGCGAGGUAGUGAGCCUCGUCUUGGGCUUUGUGAAGGACUCCUAUCCCAUCUCCUCAGCUCUGUUCCUGGAGUUUGAGACUGGGGAGGGCUACCCUCUGCUGCUCAAAGUGUUACUUCGGUACGACGGACUGACCCAGAGUGAGGUUGACCCCCACCUGGAGGAGCUUCUCGGGCUGGUGGUAUGGCUGACAACCUGUGGGAGGUCAGAGCUGAAGGUGUUCGACAGCAUCACUUACCCGCAGCUGGAAGGCUUCAAGUUCCAUCACGAGGCUUCUGGGGUGACUGUGAAGAAUCUUCAGGCCUUUCAAGUCCUGCAGAAUGUUUUCCACAAAGUCAGCGACCCCAUCCUCUGCACCAAAGUCCUGUCAUCCAUUAGGACCAUGUGGACCUGGAACGCCCGCAACUUCUUCCUGCUGGAGUGGACCCUGCAGCCCAUCUCGCAGUUUGUGGAGAUCGUGCCCCUGAAGCCGACCCUGGUGCAGAGGCACUUCUUCCAAAUGCUGGAGGCCCUGGUGUUUGAGCUGCGUUACGUGCCCCAUGAGAUCCUGCGGAAGGUGCAGCGCCUGAUCCAGGAGAGCCCGGAGUCGCUCUGUACCCUCGUGGCCCUGCAGAGCAUCCUCAGGAUUGCUGGUGGUGACCCGCUCUUCACUGACAUCUUCCGGGACUCGGGGCUUCUGGGUCUGCUGCUGGCCCAGCUGCGGAAGCAGGCCAAGAUCCUCAGGAAGUCAGGAAACAAAGAGUUCAAUCCUGGAGUUCAAGAUACAGAAAGAGAACUGACUUGUGUGAUGCUGAAAACUGUGGUCACGCUUCUAAAAGGGUCAGUUAGGAAUGCAGUUGUCCUGAAAGACCAUGGCAUGGUCCCCUUCAUCAAGAUCUUCCUGGAUGAUGAGUGCUACCGGGGAGCCUCACUCAGCAUCUUGGAGCAGCUCUCAGUCAUCAACGCCGAGGAGUACAUGAGCAUCACUGUGGGCGCUUUGUGCUCGUCCACUCAAGGGGAAAUACAGCUGAAACUGGAUCUCCUGAAGUCUCUGCUCCGGAUCCUGGAGACCCCCAAAGGCCGCGCUGCUUUCAGAGUCUCCAGUGGGUUCAACGGGCUGCUGUCCCUUCUCUCUGACCUGGAGGGGUCUCUCCAGGAGCCCCCACUGCAGACGUCGGGGGCAGUGUCCCCCAGCCAGACCCUGGACCUUGUCCUGCACACCCUCUGUGCUUUGUCUGCUGCACUGUACCUGGACCCUGUCAACGGUGACUUCUUUAGGAGGACCGGGCUCUUUGAGAAGCUGGCCGAGGACCUCUGCUUGCUGGGCUGUUUUGGGGCCCUGGAGGAAGAGGACGCCCCUCCGCCCUCCUGUGAGGACACAAAGGCCAGGCCAUUUGCUGACCUGCUGAGUGCAGCCUUCUCCUCUGCCAGCCUGCUCCCACCCAAGAUCCAGAGCUGCCUGCAGAUCCUCAGCUUUCUGGACAGCAUGGCCCGAGGCACCCUCCACCUGCGCAGGGACCUGAAGGAUGCCCCGAGGACCAGGCAGGAGCUAGUGGUGGACCCUCAGAGGGCAGAACCUGGCUGUGACUCCCAGGGAAACUUCAAGCAGUGGCCAGACGCGGAAGAGAGCAGGACAGAUGACAGUGAUGCUGUGAUCAUGCACCCCGGGGUCCUGUGCAUCAUGGUGAGGCUGCUGCCUCGCUUGUACCACGAAGAUCACCCUCAGCUUUCCAGGGAGAUCCAGUGCUCCAUGGCCAGUCACAUCCAGUCCCUGGUGAAGUCGGAGAAGAACCGUCAGGUCAUGUGUGAGGCGGGGAUGCUCAGGACCCUCAUGACUUCUUGCCACAAGGCCCUGACCACCAGCAGCAGCCCCUUGCACUCAGGCCUCAUCAGGAUUUUUGAAAAGCUUGCCUCCCAAGCCAUCGAACCAGACGUGUUAAGACAGUUUCUAGGCCUUGGAAUUGCUUCACCUCCAUUGGCUGCAAUGAAAAAGCUCAGUUCAUCUCAUGUGCAUGGAGGGGACUCUGGAUGCCCAGGGUCACAGGCAGCGAUGCCAGUGCCUGCUGAGGGUUCUGCAGUGGCCCCCAGGGAUGCCAGCCCUCACUCAGCAAGCACACAGGCCCUCAGGCCCAUGGGGCCAUCCCAGAGCUCGACCAUCACCCUUCAGACGGCACUGAGCCUCAUCUCCAUGACCUCCCCCCGCAACCUGCAGCCUCAGAGGGCGGCCCUGGCUCCAUCCUUCGUGGAAUUCGACAUGUCCGUGGAAGGUUACGGGUAUUGGGCUCAAGCCACCGUGAGUCUAGACAGGCUUGCACAGCAGGACGAAGCCUCAGGGCGUGCUUGUGUUCUGACCCCAGGUGCUGCCAGGUCCUUCCCUCCGCCUGGGGGCCUGACCUUCUCCUGCUGGUUCCUGAUCGCCAGGCACAGCGCAGCCACGGAGGGCCAUCCACUGCGCUUCCUGACCCUGGUGCGCCACCUGGCCAGGACCGAGCAGCCCUUCAUCUGCUUCUCUGUCAGCCUCUGCCCGGAAGACCUCUCCUUGGUUGUGUCUACAGAAGAGAAAGAGUUUCAGCCCCUGGAUGUCAUGGAACCAGAGGAUGACCCUGAGCCCUCUGCGGGACGCCAGCUUCGGGUCAGGUGUGGCCAGCUGCUGGCUUGUGGUCAGUGGCAUCACCUGGCUGUGGUUGUCACCAAGGAAAUGAAAAGGAAUUGUACAGUUUUCACCUAUCUGGAUGGACAGGUCAUCGGCUCGGCUAAGAUGUUGUACAUUCAGGCCUUACCAGGACCAUUCCUUUCAAUGGAUCCAUCCUCAUUUGUGGAUGUUUAUGGAUAUAUUGCUACCCCUCGAGUUUGGAAACAAAAGUCGUUACUAAUAUGGCGUCUGGGCCCCACCUACUUCUUUGAAGAAGCCAUCUCAAUGGAAACCCUGGAAGUUAUUAACAAACUUGGCCCAAGAUACUGUGGUAACUUCCAGGCUGUGCAUGUCCAAGGAGAGGAUCCUGGUGUGGAAGUGACACCCCUGGUUGCAGAGGAAAAGCUUUCCUUUGGCCUUCACAUAGCCAGCUCCUCCGUCACCAGUGUCGCAGACAUCAGAAGCACAUACAACGAGGUGGACAGCCGUCUGAUUGCCAAAGAGAUGAACAUUUCAUCCCGUGACAGUGCUGUGCCUGUCUUCUUGCUAAGAAAUUGUGCUGGUCACCUCUCAGGUUCUCUUCGAACCAUUGGAGCUGUUGCUGUGGGCCAAUUAGGGGUAAGGGUGUUCCACUCCAGCCCUGCUGCCAGCAGCCUGGACUUCAUUGGCGGGCCUGCCAUCCUCCUGGGCCUCAUUUCCUUAGCAACAGAUGACCACAGCAUGUACGCGGCUGUGAAAGUCCUGCACUUGGUUCUGACCAGCAAUGUCAUGUGUGACCGCCUGAUGCAGCACAUCUGUGGGUACCAGAUAAUGGCUUUUCUCCUGAGGAAAAAGACCUCUUUCCUAAACCAUCGCAUUUUUCAGCUGAUCCUGUCUAUCACUGGCACUGCAGAACUGGGCUUUGGGUCCUCUGUAAUCACCAACGUUGGUGUCUUUCAACACAUCCUCUGCAAUUUCGAGCUCUGGAUGAAUGCUGCUGACAAUUUGGAGGUCUCUCUCUUUUCCCAUCUAGUGGAAAUCCUUCAGUCAACGAGGGAAGGACCCCGGAAUGCUGAAGUUGCUCACCAGGCACAGCUUAUUCCCAAGCUCGUCUUCCUCUUCAACGAGCCAGGCCUCACCCCCUCCAAGAUGUCCACCAUCAUUGCCAUCCUGGGCUGUCAGCUGAGGGGCCACUUCAGCCUCCAGGACUUGCUCAGAAUUGGGCUGUUUGUGGUGUACACCCUCAAGCCUUCGUCGGUGAACGAGAAGCAGAUCUGUGUGGACGGAGCCCCGGACCCUUCCCUGCCCGCUGGAAGCCAAACAUCUGGAAAGACAAUCUGGCUCAGAAACCAGUUGCUGGAGAUGCUGCUCAGUGUAAUAUCUUCUUCCCAACUUCAUCUGUCCUCUGAGACAAAGGAAGAGAUGUUUCUGAACCUGGGGUCCGACUGGUUCCUGCUCUUCGUGCAGGGCCAUGUGCACCCCAGCACAGUGGUGCUGGGCUUGAAGCUGCUGCUGCACUUUUUGUCAAGCCCCUCCCUCCGAGGGCGAUUUAAAGAUGGCCUGCCUGCAGGUUCCUGGGUGGAACGGAGCUCUGAGGGCAUGGACAUCGUUAUGGAUAACCUGAAGAGCCAUCCUGCAACGCCUGACCAAAGCCCCUGCCUGCUUCCUGGGUUCCGGGUCUUGAGUGACUUUUUGGCCUACCAUGUUCAUAUUCCAGAAGUCUACCUCAUCGUGUCCACCUUCUUCCUACAGACACCACUUACAGAGCUGGUGGAUGGGCCCAAGGACAGCCUGGAUGCCAUGCUUCAGUGGCUCUUGCAUAAACACCACAGGGAAGAAGUCCUCCGGGCAGGGCUGUGUGCUGAAGGCGCCCUGCUGCUCCUAGAGAUGCUGAAAGCCACCAUGAACCAGCCCUCGACAGGUUCUGGAGAUAGUGCCUGGGAACGGACAUUCCCGACCAGUGUGUUGCAGUUCCUUGGCCUUGUGCACGGCACCUACCCCCAGGAUCCAGCCUGGCGGGCCCCGGAGUUCCUCCAGACCUUGGCUGCAGUCACCUUCCCCCUGGGAACCCAGAAGGGGGCCAUGACUGAGUCUGCCCAGAACCCCAGCAGUCCCGAGGCUGAGGCUGAAGGUGACACCACCGCAGAGGGUCUACAGGCUCCUGCCGAGUCACAUCCCACCCGGAAGCAGCUGAAGGAAUUCAUGCAGCUACUCUUGAGGGAGUUCUUGCUUGGGGCUCCAAACCCAAAGCAGUGGAUGCCCCUGGAGGUGCUUCUCGAGGCUUCUCCAGACAAUGCCACCAGUCAACAGAAGCGGGACUUUCAGUCUGAGAUCUUGCUUUCCACCAUGGAAAUAUUUCACUUGAUGAGUGGAGGUCAUGCAUCGAUGCUGAGAGGCAGUAGAGAGCCUCAGCUGAAUGCAGAAACUGCUGCUGCUCCUUCACUUGCCAACAUCUCCCACUUCAUCCAGAAGCUGGUGGAGAAGCUGUACAGUGGAAUGUUCUCAGCAGACCCCAGACACAUCCUUCUCUUUAUCACGGAGCACAUCAUGGUGGUCAUCGAGAACGCCUCUUCUCAGAAGGACACUGUCAUCAGUGCUCUGUACAGCAGUUUAAAUAAAGUUAUUCUUUAUAGCCUCUCCAAGCCCCACCAGUCCCUCUCCGAAUGCCUCAGCCUCCUCAGCAUCCUGGGCUUUCUUCAGGAACACUGGGACAUUGUGUUUGCCACCUAUAAUUCCAACGCCAGCUUCCUCAUGUGCCUCAUGCACUGUCUUCUGCUGCUCAGUGCUAGAAGUUAUCCAGAAGGAUUUGGAUUGGAACCCAAGCCUAGAAUGACUCCUUAUCAUCAAGUCUUUCUUUCUCCAAAUGAAGAAACAAGAGAAAAAAGAGGGGAAGAAUUCCCAAGCUUGAGCGAUGUUCAGCACAACAUCCAGAAGACUGUACGAACUCUCUGGCAGCAGCUCGUGGCACAGAGGCGGCAGGAACUGGAGGAUACCUUCAAGAUUGAUCUUUCUGUGAAACCUGGAGAGAGUGAAGUGAAGAUUGAGGAGAUCACCCCACUCUGGGAAGAGACAAUGCUCAAGGCCUGGCAGCAUUACCUAGCAUCUGAAAAGAAGUCAUUGGCCAGUCGCUCAAACGUUGGAUACCAUGGCAAAGUUUCUUCGUGGAGUGGAAGCUUGUCCUCAGCCAUGAGGCUGAUGCCUGGGCGGCAGACCAAGGACCCUGAGUGCAAAGCAGAGGACUUUUUGUCAUGUAUUGAGAACUACAGACGAAGAGGACAAGAACUAUAUGCAUCUCUAUACAAAGAUCAUGUACAGAGACGGAGAUGUGGCAACAUCAAGGCAGCCAAUGCGUGGACCAGAAUCCAGGAGCAGCUUUUUGGGGAGCUGGGCUUGUGGUAUCAGAUGGCAGAAGCCACACCCUGCUCCCAGUGGGAACUGGAUUGGAGAGAAGGACCAGCUCGUAUGCGGAAACGCAUCAGACGCUUAUCUCCACUGGAGGCCCCGAAUCAAGAAAUGCUCAAGGAAAGCCAAAAUAGAAAUGGCAGUGUUUCUCAAAUGAACACUGAAAACCAAGAUGAGCUGACACUGAAGGAAGGCGAGAGCGAGAGAGACGAGGUGGUGGACUGCACCCAGCUGACCUUCUUCCCCGCCUUGCGUGAAAGCCUGCACUCUGAAGAUUUCUUAGAACUAUGUCUGGAAAGACAAGUCAUCUUACAAGAGCUUCUUGACCAUGAAAAGGUGACGCAGAAGUACUCCCUGGUCAUCGUGCAGGGCCACCUGGUCUGCGAAGGGCUCCUGCUCUUCGGCCAGCAGCACUUCUACAUCUGCGAGAACUUCACGCUCUCUCCCGUGGGUGAUGUCUACUGCACCCGCCACUGCUUGUCCAACAUUAGCGACCCAUUCAUCUUCAACAUGUGCAGCAAAGACAGGUCCUCUGACCAUUACUCGUGCCAGCGCCACAGCUACGGUGAUCUCAGGGAGCUCCGACAGGCACGCUUCCUCCUGCAGGACAUUGCCCUGGAGAUCUUUUUCCAAAACGGAUAUUCCAAGUUUCUUGUCUUCCACAACAGUGAUCGAAGUAAAGUCUUCAAAAGCUUCUGCUCCUUCCAACCCAGCUUGAAAGGAAAAGGCUUCACGGAGGACGCGCUCAAUCUAAGGAGGUACCCCAGCUCCGACAAGACCAUGCUGCAGAAGUGGCAGAAAAGAGACAUCAGCAACUUCGAGUAUCUCAUGUACCUCAACACCCUGGCUGGGAGGACCUACAAUGACUACAUGCAGUAUCCAGUGUUCCCCUGGGUCCUGGCCGACUACACCUCACAGACAUUGAACCUGAUGAAUCCCAAGACUUUCCGUGAUCUUUCUAAGCCCAUGGGAGCUCAGACCAAGGAAAGGAAGCUGAAAUUCAUCCAGAGGUUUAAAGAGGUUGAGAAGACUGAAGGAGACAUGACCGUCCAGUGCCACUACUGCACUCACUAUUCCUCAGCCAUCAUUGUCGCCUCCUAUCUGGUCCGGAUGCCACCCUUCACCCAGGCCUUCUGCUCUCUGCAGGGCGGAAGCUUCGAUGUGGCAGAUAGAAUGUUCCACAGUGUGAAGAACGCAUGGGAAUCGGCCUCCAAAGAGAACAUGAGUGAUGUCAGAGAGCUGACCCCGGAGUUCUUCUACCUGCCUGAGUUCCUGACCAACUGCAAUGCCCUGGAGUUUGGCUGCAUGCAGGACGGAACAACACUGGGGGAUGUUCAACUCCCUCCCUGGGCUGAUGGAGACCCCCGGAAAUUCAUCAGCCUGCACAGACAAGCUUUGGAAAGUGAUUUUGUCAGUGCCAACCUGCACCACUGGAUAGACCUCAUUUUUGGGUACAAGCAGCAGGGGUCAGCCGCAGUGGAGGCUGUUAAUACCUUCCAUCCCUACUUCUAUGGUGACAAAAUGGACCUCAGCAGCAUCAGCGACCCCCUCAUCAGAAGUACCAUCCUGGGGUUCGUCAGCAACUUUGGACAGGUGCCCAAACAGCUUUUUACUAAACCCCAUCCAUCCAGGACUGCUGCAGGGAAGCCUUCCCCUGGGAAGGACGUCUCCACACCUGCCAGCCUGCCUGGGCACCCACAGCCCUUUUUCUACAGCCUGCAGUCACUGAGGCCCUCCCAGGUCACAGUCAAAGAUAUGUACCUCUUCUCUCUAGGCUCGGAAUCCCCCAAAGGAGCCAUCGGCCACAUCGUUCCUACGGAGAAGACCAUCCUGGCCGUGGAGACAAACAAGAUGCUGCUGCCUCCACACUGGAGCAGGACCUUCAGCUGGGGCUUUGAUGACUUCAGCUGCUGCCUGGGCAACUACGGCUCUGACAAGAUCUUGGUGACGUUCGAGAACCUGGCCGCCUGGGGCCGCUGUCUGUGUGCCGUGUGCCCGUCCCCCACGACCAUCAUCACCUCUGGGACCAGCGCUGUGGUGUGUGUUUGGGAGCUCAGCAUGACCAAAGGCCGGGCCACAGGCCUGCGCCUCAAGCAGGCCUUGUACGGACACACGCAGGCUGUCACAUGCCUGGCGGCGUCAGUCACCUUCAACCUCCUGGUGAGUGGCUCGCAAGACUGCAGAUGCAUCCUGUGGGACCUGGACCACCUCACCCAUGUUGCCUGCCUGCCUGCCCACAGGGAGGGCGUAUCUGCUGUUGCCAUCAGUGACGUCUCGGGCACCAUUGUCUCCUGUGCGGGAGCCCACUUGUCCCUGUGGGAUGUCAACGGACAACCACUGGCCAGCAUUACCACGGCCUGGGGCCCAGAAGGAGCCAUAACCUGCUGCUACGUGGUGGAGGGGCCAGCGUGGGACACAAGCCACGUCAUCAUCACUGGAAGUCAGGAUGGCAUGGUCCGGAUCUGGAAGACUGAAGAUGUGAAGAUGUCUGUUCCCGGGCAGGCAGCGCCAGAGGAGCCCUGGGCUCCAUCAUCUCCAAGCCCCAGAGUUCACCGAUGGGAGAAGAAUCUUGCCCUUUGCAGAGAACUGGAUGUCAGCGUGGCUUUGACAGGGAAACCCAGCAAGGCCAACUCUGCUGUGACAGCUCUGGCCGUGUCCAGAAACCAAACCAAACUCCUGGUCGGUGAUGAGAAGGGAAGAAUAUUCUGCUGGUCCGCGGAGGGGUAGGAGGCGGCAGCCGGUGGAGGCUCUGGCACGGCGGCCAUGUGACCCAGCGGGCAGCAGGACUCAGGGCUCAGACGCAGCACCUGGGAUGCAAAAGAAACCCCCAGGACCUCCCUUCCAACAGGUCUGAAGAGGAGGCCACAGGCCGCUGGAGCUCCAUACCCUGAACUUUGGCCUUGGAUUACACAAGGAUGUGAAUCAAUAAAACAGAUACACAUGUGCAUCGGGACCCGUAAGCAGCCUGCUGGAGACUGUGGCUCACGGGUGCCAACCAGCACUCGCAAUUACACAACUCACCUUUCAAAGGGCUUAUUGAACUGAAAAAACAUUGGGCUGCUUCCUGGAAACUAGUGGGAAAUAUGGUAUUGUUAUUUUAUUAAAACAACUAUUUUCCAAAUA